AUACAAAAAUUAUGAUAAUUCUCCACUGGGGUUUACAAGAUUUUGGUUUAGGGUUUAUACUAACCAAAACUAUGCCCCUCUUCAAUUCAUCGCUCCAAACCCUAACCUAUACAGACAAAUAAUCAUACAUAGAUACAUAAUUUUGCCGCCUUGAUUUUCGUGCAAUCAUGGACUCCACCGACGACGAUUUCGGCGAUUUAUACGCCGACGUCGAAGUUGCUGCAAGCUCCGCCAUUAAUGGCGUCCUUGAACGUCCCAAUUCACCAGCUAAGCCCGAGAAAGAUGAGAUUUUUGAGGGCCCCAGAUGCUCAGAUGACGAGUUUGAGGAGAAUGCGAGUGAUAGCGAGGAUGAUUUUGAUAUUGUGUUGAAUGAUGAUGAUGUUUGUGAUGGUUUUGAUGCUGCGAGGAUGCGGAAUGGUGAGGAUGAGGAGAAUGAGGGGAAAGAAGUGAUCGAGGAGGCGAAAGACGGGUCGGAUAAGAGUAGGAUGUGUUUGGAUAGUUUGCAAGGGGGUGAGGGUUGUGAGAGGAGAAAUGUUGCGAAAGUGGCUAAUUCUCAGUAUAAGUAUAUGAGACCUCAACUUUCAACAUUGGCCAGCACUUUAAAAAAUAGUAAGUAUGAAGGACCAGCCUCCUACUCAUGUCCAUCUCUUAAAGGUGAGCAAGAGGAUACCAUGCUGUAUCACGGAAUGAGACCAAAGUCACAAGGCCAAAGUUUACAUCAGUUCUCUCUUCCUCGGUCUAGGACUAUAGUUGAUGUAAAUAUUGAUGCAUUUGAUGAAAAACCGUGGAGGCAUCCUGGAGUUGAUAUCACAGAUUAUUUUAAUUUUGAUUUUGAUGAAGACAGUUGGAAGAAAUAUUGCAACAAUUUGGAUCGUUAUCGUCAUGGAGAUAUCAGUCCAGCAAGGGUAACCUCUGAUUUUUCCAAACAUAAUGGGUUCUAUCCAAGUAGAACUGAUCAUGAAACACUAGCUCAUGCAUCUAAUGAAGUAUCUCAAAAAGGUGGAAGAAUGUUUCAUAAAUCUGGAAGCCCAGGGAAGGAGCGUGAACAUUUUAACAUGCACAAAGGCAGAGCUAUUCAAGUAGCAGGCAGCAUCACUGAACGUCGAUCAUCCAUGGAUACAAGGCGUCCAAUUGAUCGGGAUUCUGAUGUUGUUAUACAUAUUGAUGUGCAGGAAUCAAAUGAAACUUGUACGUUAAAAGAACAAGUAGAUCCUGUUAAAUGUUCUGAACAAGAGGCUUAUGGAAAUGGAACUUCUGGCAUGGAUGAUGAUAUGGAUGGUCUUACUUUUGGUAGUUCUAGUGAAGAGGACCUGGAUAAUGAAUCCCUUGUGGGCGAUGCUUUUCAUGAGGGAUCAUCCAUGCCUAAUUCUGAAAGGUGUUCUGUACGUACGCAUCCCCCUGAAGAAGCUGCUCUUGGCAAAUCAGAAGGAAAUACUAAAAAUGCCGAAACUCUAAGUAAAAGCAAGGAAGAGGCUUCCAGGAGUACAUGCAAUACUGCAACUAUACUGGAAGCAGAAUUCCCAGAAAACAAGUGUUAUCAAUAUAGCCGCAGUCCAUCUUUUUCUGGUAGUGAUUAUGAAGAUUAUAGAGAUGGUGCUCGUCAUGAUUUGGAAAAAUCUUAUAAAUAUGUAAGAUGUCCUGCACCAAAUUCAUUGACUGGAUUUCAGAAUUCAGUGACACCUGCUCUCCAUCACUCAGAUAGUUUUAGAAGCCAGUUUGGCAAAGUAAAAUAUAGGGAUGGCAAAGAUGCCGCCAGAUAUGGAAAACGCAUUCAUCAGAAGAGGGAUAGUUUAUAUGGUAGUUCUGGAUUGAAGUCAUCUGCCAGUGGCUUUAGAGGUACUUCAAAUUCUGUGACCGACAGAGACUAUGGCCAUCGUUUAGAACAUGAUCAUAGCCGACAGAAGGAUAAGCUAUAUGGUUAUAGUGGUUAUCACGAGGACGAGUUCUUAUAUUACAAGGAAACGGAAUUUUCCUUCAAUUUCUGUGAUGAAAGGUUUCCUGACUAUCAAAUAGAAGAUGUGUGUGCAAAAUACCCUCGUAAGAAAGGUUACCAGAGGUUUAAAAUCCCAACAAAUCAUUUUCUUUCCAGAAACUCAGAUGAAAGGGCUUAUCGGCUUCGUGACGAGUUACUUGAAAGGGACUGGGAUCAUCGUGAAAGCUGUUUUACUGUUGAUGGCAUGCAUCCUCUCAGUUGUCAAGAGUCUAGGCAGCUAAGUCUAAAUUAUCCUGAGAACGAAAUAGACACUAGACGGAAAGGGAAAGGAGGGGAACCACGGUUCACGAGAAGAAUACAAAAUGAUAUAGAAUUUUUCCGUGGACCAAAAUAUUUACAUGGUAGUGUACAGCAGAAGUAUAAAAGAACCGGUCCUUAUGAUGUCAGGGGAAGAAAUAAUUAUUGUUAUGAGUAUGAAGAGCGUCUACCAUAUACUAGAAGAGGAGCUAAAAGCCCUGUAAGAAGCAGCAGGAAGUUUAUGGAGGACAGUGAUGACUUCCUGAGAAGUAGCCACCAUCGAUCAUUUUACUCUCGUCCUUAUAGAGGAGCUCAUACUCCAAAGAGCAUUUGGCGUAGUAGAUCAUCAACUAAAAGUGACACAUAUGAAAGAAACGAAAGACAGGAUAUAUAUGAGAAACAUUUAUUGACAGAAAACUCUCAAGACGUUGACAUCUAUGGUGGCAGUACAGAAAGUUUAAACAGAGAAAAAGAUGUCAAUAAUUAUGAUGAUCGAUCUUAUUCUACUAUAAGAAGAUACCAUCGCGAAUCUGAACUUUUGCAAUUGAGUGAAGACGAGGGUCCAUUAAUGGAACAUAAUGAUAAUUAUCAUGCAGAGACAACAUCAUUUUCUUUCGAAAGGACUUCAUGGAAUAAAAGGUUUGAUGCAGAAGAUAGAAGUGGCCAUGCCAGACAUGUAACUUAUGACAUGAAAUUAGACAAUUUAAAUUGCAAGUGGAUGAGUGAUGGGGAAAUGGGUAAGCGAGGGUACAGGAGUUCUGAUAUGUACUAUGGUGGAGGUCAUGAUCAGUCACUCCUGAGGUGUGGGGAUCCUGUUGAUGUCCACGUGAUUCAUGGGGAAGAAAAGUCUCGUGGAAGGUCCAUUGCAGCUGGAAGUGUACUGUUCAAUAAUAGGAACAAUAAGAAGGCUUGUGAUCCUGUUGAUGAGCAUCAAAGUAUGUUUACAGAUCUGGGUAAAACUCGUCCAGAGACGGUGAGAAAAGUUAAGAGCCCAGAUGUUAAGGUCAGCCACAAAGAUCUGAAUUGUCUCGAUGGUUUAUCUGACACUCUGAAAAAAGAGUUGGAUAUUGAGGAAGGUCAGAUAUUGACUGAUGAUAUAAUGGAGGAUGCCAUGAAGAGUAAUAUAUCCAUGUCUGGUGAUCUUUUACAAACCAAUGGUGUUAAGAGGUUGCAUAGCGAAAAUGCAACAAAGGAAAACACUAGCAAUAAGGAAGUCAGCAGCCCCCGGAUUCUUGAAGUGAUAGCAAAGAUGGAAAAGAGAAGAGAGCGCUUCAAAGAGCCUAUUGCUCUUAAGGAAAAGUUACCCGAGCCUCACACCGGUUCUGCCGAGGAGGCUAGUGGAACAAUGAAGCAACAGAGGCCAGCACGAAAGAGGAGAUGGGGUGGACAAUAAGUUUCAUAAUAUACUCAUGUGCAACCCUGCUCUUAUUUAAAUUUGUGCGCCAUGGAGCUGAGCUUCAUGCCUCAAAACCUGUGGACAAGGACAAUCUCCGAAAGUCAAGGUUUUUAGCAGAGUUGAGGAUAAUUAGAGUCUCUUGGAUACAUUACAGCUGGAUUUACUGUUUUUUCUUGGUUUUAUGAACAAUGUUCAUCAUUCUCAUAAAGUUUUUGGUAAGGAUUUGAAAUCGAGGGCACAUUACAGUUGCACUGUAUUUUUCAUAUUUCUGUUUUGUGUUUUUGAAGAACUUUAUACACAAAUAAAUAAAACGCUUAGUUUACACCAAGUCA
Messenger RNA from Daucus carota subsp. sativus, 3958 nucleotides. RefSeq names its product FIP1[V]-like protein. The record is from RefSeq and is a predicted model, not a curated record. Gene Ontology annotation, biological process: mRNA processing. The transcript has 9 exons. NCBI's taxonomy places the organism in Eukaryota, Viridiplantae, Streptophyta, Magnoliopsida, Apiales, Apiaceae. The coding region runs from base 168 to 3623 and encodes 1151 amino acids.